Molecule: messenger RNA, 705 nt
Organism: Hevea brasiliensis (rubber tree)
Lineage: Eukaryota; Viridiplantae; Streptophyta; Magnoliopsida; Malpighiales; Euphorbiaceae
Product: 14 kDa proline-rich protein DC2.15-like
Exons: 1
Coding region: 156-566 (136 amino acids)
Source: RefSeq, a predicted model, not a curated record
UAAUGUUUAAGAUUUUUUAAAAUUCAUCAUUAGCAGUGUUAAUUAUAAUCUCUCCAUCUAAAUGUAAGGCCCUUAACCCGCAUCACCAUUUCCAUCAGAGUCUUGAAGCUAAAACAGAGCUCAUAUCUCAAGACUAUCCAACAAUUUUUGGUGACAUGGCUUCAAGAGCUCUAGCCUCCACUGCCCUUCUCCUCAGCUUCAAUCUCCUCUUCUUCACUUUGGUAAGCUCAACCAAUUGCCCACCACCAAAGCCAAAAGGCCAUGCAACUCAUCCAACCAACCCAUCACCAGUACCAUCAAGUAAGGGUAGUUGCCCAAAGGACACUGCAAAGCUGGGUGUCUGUGUCGAUCUGUUGAAAGAUUUGUUGAGCUUUACAGUUGGAACGCCACCAAAGACUCCUUGCUGCAGCCUUAUUAGCGAUCUUGUUGAUCUGGAAGCCGCUGUUUGCCUUUCCACUACCAUCAAAGCUAGUGUCUUGGGCACUAACUUAAACCUUCCUGUGAACUUGAGCUUGUUGCUCAACUACUGUGGGAAGAAGGUUCCUGAAGGAUUCAAGUGUGCAUAAAUGAUUGUGCAUUCUGUCUCCGCUUAUUUCUAUUAGUUGAAUUUUUAGAAUACAACUAACUAUUGUAUGUAGGACAGACUAGACUAUUAAUUAUGAUGAAUCUCACAUAAAUCCGAUCAUAAUUAAUAAUAAAGAUAUA